GCUGUGUGUGAGUGAAUGUGGCUUGUGUGUUUUCUCUGCAGGGACUUCCUUUUUAAAAGGAGCCAGCUGUUCCCAGAGCCUGUGCAGAAAAAAUGUUUGAGUAUCCUGGCUCACAUGAGAGAGUCUGCGCACGAGUACUUAUUAAGGAAUGUGCAUGCUUUACUCAAGCCACAGUACAAGAAGCUGGGCACCAAAGAGUGGCUGUACACGACCCAGUUCAACGAGCUGCUGUGCUGCAUCGAGAGACAGAUUCAGAAUAUUGAGGGUCUGCCAGAAAUUUGUCACCAGGGUCUGGUUGGCCAGUUUCAUGUGGAUGUGGCAGCAGAAUAUGUGAAGAGGCUCCUGAAAGCACAAGUCAAGUUAAAUGACAAGGAGGAGCAGGACAGGGCCUACACCGUCGUGACAAACAACACAGAGAGUCUACACAAUUUAAUGAGCAAAAUGGGAUCAAAGGAGGACUGGCUGAAAGAAGUCCUGACCAUGAUUGCAGAAGUGCUGAAACUCCAAGAUCUCCCAGCCAUCCAGAUUCAUAUGGCAGAACUGGGGAACCGUUUUCCUGACCUCAGUACAAGACAUGUUUCAGCCCUGCUCAAACUCAAGGCCACUGUCUCCAAGAAAGACAGGAAACUUGUCAAACAGACUUUGUCAGAGGUUUUGACAGGAGGCAGGUUUGGUGAUGCUCCACCAUUUUUCUCUAAAGUCAAAGUCUACUGAGCCGUAAGUUCUGGAGUUACAUUCACUCCUCAUUUGUACAGUAUUAUGUAUUAUAGCGUCUGUGUAUAAGUGUGAGUUGUUUUUUAAUUCUGAUUCUGCAGAAUACAAGCACUGUAUCAAAGUGUGUGACGAUGUACAUGACAUUGUGGGCAAACAUGAACAUAGCAGAGAAAGACAAAGCUUGAUCUGAGAUGUGACUUAGGCUGGAGAGAAUACUGUGUGCAG
Messenger RNA from Monopterus albus (swamp eel), 939 nucleotides. RefSeq names its product tumor necrosis factor alpha-induced protein 2-like. Lineage: Eukaryota; Metazoa; Chordata; Actinopteri; Synbranchiformes; Synbranchidae. Gene Ontology annotation, cellular component: exocyst. Bases 16 to 714 code for a protein of 232 amino acids. Gene Ontology annotation, molecular function: SNARE binding. The record is from RefSeq and is a predicted model, not a curated record. The transcript has 5 exons. Gene Ontology annotation, biological process: exocyst localization; exocytosis.